Molecule: messenger RNA, 2608 nt
Organism: Ogataea polymorpha
Lineage: Eukaryota; Fungi; Ascomycota; Pichiomycetes; Pichiales; Pichiaceae
Exons: 1
Source: RefSeq, a predicted model, not a curated record
CGGCGAUAUUACUACGAUGAGCCUCGACUUCCAACCGGUCCCCGUGCGACCACUGCACCUAGAGGCAAUGCUCAACCGACAUUCAAACGAGCCAAAGUCAGCAACAAAAACGUUAUGGAGGACGAAGAGGAAGAUAAAUGGCAGCCCGAAAUGCUGUUUAUGCGUCAUGUGGAUAUCAAGGGCCCUGUUUUCGAGCGAAUAAACCAAGUCGGAGAAGGAACCUAUGGAAAAGUGUACAAGGCGAAAAACAAAAUCACCGGGCAACUGGUAGCACUGAAACGUCUGCGACUCGAGUCUGAACGUGAGGGCUUUCCGAUCACUGCGAGCCGGGAGAUUGGCCUGUUGCAGUCUUUCGACCACCCAAACAUCGUUGGGCUGAGCGAGAUGAUGGUGGAAAAAAAUGCAGUCUACAUGGUUUUCACGUACAUGAACCACGAUUUGGCAGGUAUCCUACAGCAGGCAGAGAUUGUGAUCAGCGAUGGCGAGAAGAAGAAUAUUUUCAAGCAGCUUUUGCGCGGCAUCAACUAUUUGCACACCAAAAAAGUUAUUCACAGAGAUAUAAAGGGCUCCAACAUUUUGCUAGAUGAGAAGGGAGUGCUCAAGAUUACAGACUUUGGGCUUGCACGGCGUAUGAAGAACAUUAAUAGCAACGUCGAAUCGCCAAACUACACUAAUAGAGUCAUCACCUUGUGGUAUCGUCCGCCUGAAAUAUUAUUGGGAUCCACAGAUUAUGGACGGGAGGUGGACAUUUGGGGAAUUGGAUGUUUGCUGAUUGAGCUGUUCACACGACAUGCUAUAUUUCAAGGAACAGAUGAAGUUGAUCAGUUAUGGAAAGUGUACGAUAUCAUGGGAACGAUAACCACUGACGAGUGGCCAGAUUGCGAUAAAUUGCCGUGGUUUGAGAUGCUUAGACCGAACAGCCACAAACCAUCGCUGUUCCGAUCCAAGUUUGGGUCUCUUUUGAGCCCCCAGUGUUUUGACCUGGCUACCAAACUUUUGUCGAAAAACCCGAAAAAUCGAAUCAGCGCGUCUGAAGCUCUAAGACACCCAUAUUUUGUGGAGGAGCCACUAGAACAGAAAUUGCAAUUUUUGAGUAAGAUCGAGGGCGAAUGGCAUGAGUUUGAGGCAAAGAAAAAGCGCAAACUGUUGCGGGAGGCAAAACAAAAAGAGAUGACAAACGUGUCGGGCUAAAUUUGAGCGGUAAAGAUAUAUGGUCAGAUUUGGCCCCCUAAAAAGAUCCACCGCAUUUCUUGUAAAUCACCACCAUGAAAGUGACUCCUUUGCUUAUUCUAGGCCUUGGCCUCCAAAUUGUCAACUGCCAAGAGCCCAGCCAUGACCAUUCUGAUGCUACCAUAUACAGCGAGGAACAUUUUGGUCCGCAAUUUUCUCAGUGUGCUUCUCAAGUAUUUAGCGAUAUUGGUGAAUCAACAUUGGAUGAUGGUGACCAAAGUCGUUGUCAGUUGCACAGGGCCGUCUUUGAAAAAUGUUCUGGAACUUUGGAACACGCCGAUCCGAUGUACUACUCUGUUGCACGACUGUUGAAGGACCAUUCCUGUUGGGCGGGACAACCAGACUCUGCCGAAAUUGCCAUCGGCGAAAGACUUGUCAACCAUAUUGUGCGGAUCCUGAGUAAGGGAACACGGAGAGACUUGAGAGUGUUUUUCGAGACCACCGAGCUCAAUUUGCCAGGACGGUUGACCAAGCGUGGCAGCCCGUUCGAAUUCAUGAUCAGCGAGGAUAAAAAGUCCACGAAGAAGACUGAACAGAAGGGUGCUGAGGAUGAGGCCAAGGCUCGGGCGCUGGAGAGGUACAUCAAUCAACGCAUCGAAAAAGCCAAGGCAGAAAAAUCAAAGCAGCCUGAUGGCAAAGUGGUUGACCAGUCCAAGACUACUCAAGCGGAGAAAAAGCCCAAGCCAACAAGUCUUUCAAAACCUAAGAAACAGGGAAAGAACAACGGUAAGAAAGCCUCGCCUGAAGCUACCCUAACCAGUGUUGUACCGGAACCUAUCAAGACGGCCAAGCUGAAGGCAGAUAACGUUGAAGUUUCUGACCAAGGCAUCUUUGACAAAAUUCGCGACAAGAUCGAAAAGCACAAGGGCCAUUACGACGGCGAUGACUGCGAUGACGAAAGUGCUUCCCCUCCUGAGACCGUUGAGGUGACCACAACACAGGUUAAAAAAAAGGUGCACACAGAAACUGAAACGGAGACGGACUAUGACACCGAAACUGCAACAGACACUACAACAGUGUACAAGAUUACACAUCUUCCCACGACAAUGUACCAGUUUCUGACGAAGCAUAAGUGGGAAAUGCUCACCAAGACCGAGUACGAGUAUGUCACCGACACCGAGUACGACACAGUCACCAAAACCUGUCUCGAUAUAGAGACUACCACCGAAAGAGAACUGGACAUUGAGCGCACAACCAAGACGGUUGCGAAAAAGACAAUCACCAAGUACGACACAAACACGGAAACUACAACAGAGACGGAGAUUGAGUGUAAAACUACAACUAAGGAAAAGACCAAGACGGUGGCUACGACUGAGCUGGCUACCACAACACAGACUGCCACCACUACACAGACCACCACCAUCACCACCUCCAUCAC